AUGACAACCUGGCCCGCUAGCACAGUUAGACAGACCUUUUUGGAUUUUUUCAAAGGCAAGCAGCACACUUUCGUGCCUUCCUCAUCUGUCGUUCCUCACAAUGAUCCUUCCUUGUUGUUCGCCAACGCUGGUAUGAACCAGUACAAGCCAAUUUUCCUUGGAACUGUCGACACCUCGUCUGAUUUUGGCAGCUUGAAGAGAGCUGCUAACUCCCAAAAGUGUAUUAGAGCCGGUGGUAAGCACAAUGACUUGGAUGACGUCGGAAAGGACUCUUAUCACCACACCUUUUUCGAGAUGUUGGGUAACUGGUCUUUUGGUGACUACUUCAAGAAGGAGGCUAUCGAGUGGUCUUGGGAAUUGUUGACUGAGGUCUUCAAGUUGGAAAAAGACCGUUUGUACGUGACUUACUUUGAGGGUGACGAGAAAAACGGCUUGCAGCCAGACCUAGAAGCCAAGCAGUUCUGGUUGGAUGUCGGUGUGGCCGAGGACCACAUCUUGCCAGGUGACGCUUCUGACAACUUCUGGGAAAUGGGUGACCAAGGUCCAUGUGGUCCAUGUUCUGAGAUCCACUACGACAGAAUUGGUGGAAGAAACGCCGCUCACUUGGUGAACAUGGACGACCCCAAUGUGUUGGAGGUCUGGAACGUCGUGUUCAUUCAGUACAACAGAGAGGCCGACUCGUCUCUUAGGCCAUUGCCUAACAAGCACAUUGACACCGGUAUGGGUUUCGAGAGAUUGGUCUCCAUCUUGCAGUCCAAGUUCUCUAACUACGAUACUGAUGUCUUCAGCCCUCUAUUCGAGAAGAUCCGUGGUAUCACUGGUGUCAGACCAUACACUGGUAAGUUUGGUUCCGAUGACGUUGAUGGUAUUGAUACCGCUUACAGAGUCAUUGCUGACCACGUGAGAACGCUAACCUUCGCUAUCACCGAUGGUGGUGUUCCUAACAAUGAGGGUAGAGGUUACGUCUUGAGAAGAAUCUUGAGAAGAGGCUCUCGUUACGUUAGAAAGUACAUGAACUACCCAAUUGGCCACUUUUUCGAGCAGCUUGUUGAUGUCGUCAUCGAGGAGAACUCUCAGAUUUUCCCAGAAAUUGCUUCUCAUAAGGACGAACUUAAGGAGAUCUUGGUUGAGGAGGAGUUGUCCUUCGCCAAGACCUUGGACAGAGGUGAGAAGUUGUUUGAACAGUACGCUAUCAUUGCCUCUAAGACUCCAGAGCAGACAUUGUCUGGUAAGGAUGUAUGGAGAUUGUACGACACCUAUGGUUUCCCAGUUGAUUUGACCAGAUUGAUGGCUGAGGAGGCUGGCUUGAAGAUUGACGAGGAAGCUUUCGAGAAGGCCAAGGAGGAAUCCAGAGAGGCUUCCAAGGCUUCUGGUUCCAAGACCGGCGCUGAUUUGAUCAAGUUGGAUGUCCAUGCAUUGUCUGAGUUGGAUGGCAACGAUGCUGUCCCUAAAACUGACGACCACUACAAGUUUGGUUUGGAAAACACCAAGUCCAAGAUUCUCGCUUUCUACGACGGCUCUUCUUUUGUCGACUCCAUCGACAAAACUGGCCAGCAGUUCGGUAUCCUUUUGGACAAGACCCCAUUCUAUGCUGAGCAAGGUGGCCAGGAGUUCGACACUGGUUCCUUGGUCAUUGAUGGCAGUGCCGAAUUCCACGUCGACAACGUUCAAUCCUACGCCGGUUACGUUUUGCACACCGGUACCUUGAGUGAAGGUACUCUUAAAGUCGGUGACAAGGUCAUCGCCACCUACGACGAAUUGAGAAGAUGGCCCAUCAGAAACAACCACACAGGUACUCACGUGUUGAACUUCGCUUUGAGAGAGGUCUUGGGUGACAGCGUUGACCAGAAGGGCUCCUUGGUAGCUGCUGAGAAGUUGAGAUUCGACUUCAGCAACAAGCAGGCAUUGACCCUUAAGGAAGUCGAGGAGGUCGAAAGAAUUUCCAAUGAGAACAUCAAGGCUAACAUGGAGGUCUUUGCUGAGGACGUGAGCUUGACCGUUGCUAAGCUGAUCAACGGUCUUAGAGCUGUUUUCGGUGAAGUCUACCCAGACCCAGUCAGAGUCGUUUCCAUCGGUGUUCCCGUUUCUACAUUGGUCAGCGAGCCAGAGAACAAGGAAUGGCACAAAUACUCCAUCGAGCUUUGCGGUGGUACCCAUGUUGCCAAGACCUCUGAAAUCAAGGAUUUGGUGAUCAUUGAGGAGUCCGGUAUCGCUAAGGGUACUAGAAGAAUCGUCGCUGUCACUGGCCAUGAUGCCCAUCGUGUUCAGCAGAUCGCCAGAGAUUUUGGUGCUGAGUUGGAUGCUGCCGCAAACUUGCCAUUUGGUCCAGACAAGGAGCAGAAGGCCAAGGAACUCGGUGUUGCCUUGAAGAAGUUGUCGAUCUCAGUUGUCGACAAGCUGAAGCUUAACGAGAAGUUCACCAAGUUGGACAAAUCUAUCAAGGACAACUUGAAGGCCAAGCAGAAGGAGGAAUCCAAGAAGACUUUGGCUGUUGUCAAAGAUUGGUUGAAGGAUGAGGAGAAGCUGAAAGCUGCUUUCCUCGUGGCCCAUGUUCCAAUUAGCGCUAAUGCCAAGGCCAUUACCGAGGCAUUCAACCUUAUAAAGAAGGAGAACAAGGACAAGUCUCUCUACCUCAUCACUGGUACGGACGACAAGGUUGCACAUGGUUGUUACAUCUCCGACGAGGCUAUCAGCAAGGGUGUUGAUGCCAAUGAGGUGGCCAAGGUUGCCAUUGCCCACAUUGGUGGUAAGGCUGGUGGCAGAGGCAACAUUGUGCAAGGUAUGGGUGACAAGCCAGAAGGUGUUGAGGAGGCUGUUGAGGCUGUCAAGAAGGCACUUACGGAGAAGUUGGCAUAG
Messenger RNA from Candidozyma duobushaemuli, 2856 nucleotides. RefSeq names its product alanine--tRNA ligase (gene ALA1). The record is from RefSeq and is a predicted model, not a curated record. Lineage: Eukaryota; Fungi; Ascomycota; Pichiomycetes; Serinales; Metschnikowiaceae. Gene Ontology annotation, molecular function: amino acid binding; aminoacyl-tRNA deacylase activity; ATP binding. The coding region runs from base 1 to 2856 and encodes 951 amino acids. Gene Ontology annotation, biological process: alanyl-tRNA aminoacylation; tRNA modification. Gene Ontology annotation, cellular component: cytoplasm; mitochondrion. The transcript has a single exon.